Molecule: messenger RNA, 1947 nt
Organism: Larimichthys crocea (large yellow croaker)
Lineage: Eukaryota; Metazoa; Chordata; Actinopteri; Sciaenidae
Gene: vamp3
Product: vesicle-associated membrane protein 3 (cellubrevin)
Exons: 5
Coding region: 133-441 (102 amino acids)
Biological process (GO): vesicle-mediated transport
Cellular component (GO): membrane
Source: RefSeq, a predicted model, not a curated record
UGUGUGAUUUCCGACAGUACGUGAAGGCAGCGUAACCAACAGACAGCACUAACUGUUACGGCUAGCAGACUUUAGCUUCAGCUAACGGGACAAGAAGCGGCAGCGGCGGCGUAAACAAACUUCACUUCAAACAUGUCAGGUCCCGGACCAGAAGGUUCUGGCGCAGCGUCAGGCAACAGGCGCCUGCAGCAGACACAGGCCCAGGUGGAUGAGGUGGUGGAUAUUAUGCGAGUUAAUGUGGACAAAGUGCUGGAGCGUGACCAGAAGCUGUCUGAACUGGAUGACCGAGCAGACGCGCUGCAGGCUGGAGCCUCCCAGUUCGAGACCAGUGCUGCUAAGCUGAAGAGGAAGUACUGGUGGAAGAACUGCAAGAUGUGGGCCAUCCUGAUAGCAGUCAUAGUGAUCAUCAUCAUCAUCAUUGUUAUUUGGAGUUAUUCGUAAAGUGGCAACAAGCGGAGGAGGAGUGGAGGGAACGAUGAAGAAGAGGAGAGGGGCAACGUGCACAAUGAAUGUCUCAGAGGAAAACGUCACAUGAUUACUGGCUACUGAGCUCCUCAACAUUUUUCCCAUCUUACAGUUGGUCUUCAUUCCUUGUCCCGGUUUGAACUGUGUGAGUGUGUGUGUGUGUGUUUGCACAUGUGCCUGAGUAAAGGAGAUCGUGAUUUAAAAAAAAAAAAAAAAAAAAAGUUUUACCCUGCAUUGCUAAAGCCAUACCAGACAUCAUUUAACUUGUAUUUGAGUGCCAUACACACAACUUGCCAAAGACAAAAGAAACCUAUGUACAGAAACAAGUCGACGAUUAAACUAAAAAAAACAAAACACACACACACAGACUCACUCAUACUCCAACCUCAGGACUAGAAGUGAAGAACGUUGUAAACUCUCCUCAACUUAUAUUUACUUUUUUUAUGUUUUAUUAAUAGCCAUUGAUAUUGUGUGCCAGGCUAAGAGAAGUGCCUUUUGAAGAUGUACUGUUCUGUGUUAGUUUAGAUUGUAACAGUAACUCCUUUCCAACACAUACAUAUACAUUUUAGAGUGCCAGUGUUUAGAUUUAAAUCGCUGGUCUGUCAUUUCAUGACCGGCUGACUGACUUUUGUUUUUACGCACAUGGGUUCUCCGUGUAAGACAUUUGAUUUUCGAUUGAAUAAAGAAGAAUUUCGUCAGUCACCCAACAGCAAAAAGCUAACAAGUAACACUCUGUCGCACCACCUGAUCAUAUUUUUGUUUUUGUCCAUCUUCCUUUUUCAGGUAGGGCUUAGCUACGGGAAGCACAAGUCUGAGCUUGUGUGUUUAGAUAAGUGCCUACACGCUAAGACCAAACAGCCUAACGGUUAGGCAAUGCUAAAGAAACUGCCGCUGAGUUCUCGAUAAAAGAACAACAACAACAAAAAAAAAAAGUGCUACACUGGGUUAAAAAAGUGGUGAAUUGUGCCAGAAAGUUUGCCUUUGUGAAAAAUUAAACAAGGUAAGACGAAAGCAGUAGCCGGAUACCUUGGUGGGUUUCUCCAAUGGAGAAUAGCCAAAACACAGCCGUGCCUUGUUGGUCACAUGUAACAGUAAAAGAGCUGUGCCUUCUGAACACUUUGACUGUCCGUACUAAUUCUGUGCUGCUGAGCUUAUUAAUCUUUCCUUUAUUCAGUCACACUGGCAUUUGUACCAUCUGAUCAAGUACUUCUCGAGUGUGAUAUUUUAGCCAUUAUUCUAAUAACCAUAGCUUUUUUUCUUCUUUUCUUUUUUUUGCAAUAUAUUAUAUGUAGAAUUAACCUUAAGGAGACUGUAUAGUAUCUUUUGUCUACGUGUUCACUGCUGCUGAGGAUUAUGCGUGUUCAUAUAGAAACACUUUGUUGGGCAAUGACAGUGUAAUAUAUACCAUACCAACACUGGAUGAUUGUAUUCCCUGCUGUUGCUUCCAUCCUAUUAAAAUAAAUGUAUUUUAAUGAGACACAA